Messenger RNA from Vespa mandarinia (Asian giant hornet), 2576 nucleotides. RefSeq lists its product as uncharacterized. The record is from RefSeq and is a predicted model, not a curated record. NCBI's taxonomy places the organism in Eukaryota, Metazoa, Arthropoda, Insecta, Hymenoptera, Vespidae. Gene Ontology annotation, molecular function: protein dimerization activity.
AGGGAACAACAGUCGCGUAAUGUAACGUUUCACACGGGUGACGGAAACUUCUUCGAAGAGGGCGGGUUUUGAGUCAACAAAUCGGCCAAGAGAACAGCAUUCCCUGUGCUCGUGAGCCGUGCCCUGGAAGAAGAAAGUUAUAAUGCUAAUUCAGCGUAUCAAGGGGAAACAUUAACAUACCUAUAUACACAUAUUCCGUAUCAAUGCCUUCAGGAUAUGCAGUCGCAAUGAAAUUCUAAUCGAUUUGGAGUAUACAACUUAUCUAGCCAAGACGGAGACGCGCGAGCUCUUGUUACCGUCUUGCUCGCCGAUAUUUUGCAAACAAAAUCGACACGCGCCGCUGGCAGUUAACUAUAUCCCGCAAAACGAGUAAUUCGAGUCGGCUUCGUUCUUUAAACGAAGUUCGUUCGUUAUCGCGAACAACGAGCGAUUUCCUGGAGAACGGGAAGAGAAAGAAAUGGAAAUGACUUACAACAUCGAUAUAGGUUCUAAACGAAAUAGAUGGAAAUAAGGAAAUGUGAAAAGAAAAUUGCGAUUGGUCUUAAGCCGAAAGGAAUAGGAAAAGAAUGAAGGAGGAGGAGAAGGAGGAGGAGGAAGAGGAGAUAAUGUUGAUAUCUUCGGAGAUGAAAGGACGCGUUUCGUUGGUAGCGCCAAGAGACCUUCUAUCCCAGAAAGUGCCUUCUGCCACGGACACGGAGGGUUCGAAGUUGGGUGAGGAAUAUCAUUCUCACGAAAGAUUUCGAAAUUGACGCAAGCCUAUCCACCGAUGAGAUUGACAAUUUUUAAGGAUAAGAAGAAAUCGUGCAAUGAUGUCGUACGAUUGCCCCCAUCCGGUUUCAAGGACUUAUCAAUACAAAAAGAUAACGAAACCGCUCUUAGAACGAAAGAGACGAGCACGUAUCAAUCGAUGUCUCGACGAAUUGAAGGAUCUCAUGGUGGACGCAUUCGAAACGGAAGGUGAAAAUAUCAGUAAAUUAGAAAAGGCGGACAUUCUCGAAUUGACGGUACGUCAUUUGCAAAGAUUACAAGCUUCUCGUUCCGCCGGUUUGUCUGGUUUCUCAACUACGACAAUAUCAACAAUACCAAUACCACCGACGGCAGCAACAUCGACGACAAUAAAGAUGACGACGAUGGUUAAUGACGAAGCUGCCGCUGAAAGUCGAUGGCAAUCGGGCUUUGGACAUUGCGCCACCGAAGCGUGUAGAUUCUUGGCGACACUUCCUGGCAAAGCGGCGGAGAAUUUGGCCAGGCAUUUGGCCGUUGGUCUUCAAAAUAAUUCCAAGAUUAAUUCAUUGAAUAUCAAUCCUAAUACCUCGACGACACUGAUCGAUCUGGAUCCUGGCACUUUGAUCGAUCCUUGUUUGAUCAAUUCAAUUCCUUCAACGGACACUAAUAACAUAAUUGUACCGAAUAUCGCAAUAUCUUCUAACAAAACGAGUCCUCGUGUAGAUGUGAAAAAGGGAACAUUUGAAAAUACGUCAACGGUAAUAGAAACAAUGACGGGGUCAUCAGAAAAUAAUGUAAGAUUUAACGACGACGAUCGAACAAAAUUGACAUUUGACAUUAAAGAAAUUCGACGAAAUUCUAUGGCCAAACAUAAAAUUACGAAUCAUCAAAGAAUUAACACGGAGGACGAUGAGGUAAUCGAUGUCGAACGUGUGGACGAUGGUGAUCCUAUGUGGAGACCAUGGUAGCGAGAAAUCUUUUUAAUUUCAAUCCUAUUAUACAGUGUGUGUGUGUGUGUGUGUGUGUGUGUAUGAGAGAGAGAGAGAGAGAGAGAGAGAGAAAACAACGAAAAACACAAUCUUUUUUAUAUUUCCAAGUUAAAUCUAUUAACAGCUGAUCGAGACAUUAAAGAAGAAUUAUUUUUUUGCGAGAUAAGAUUAUUCAGAGAAUCUUCGUUGAUUUAUAUAAUAUUAUUUAUCUACGGUUAAUGAAUCGAAUUAGUUAUGUUAUUUGUAAACAAGAAAUCAUUCGAUAUAAAAUAGAUUUAUAUAAAUAGGAUUAUAGUAUAUUGCACAUUAUUUUGGUACAUGGCUUUAAUUCCAUAGUUAUAUAAUACUUUAUUAUACUUUUCAUUUUAAUAAUUUGCUAUAUCUUUAAUUUUUACGAUACAAUUUAAAUUAAUCGUACUUCGUAUGUCAAUGAAAAAUUACAAAAUAUUAUCUCUAAUUAUUUGUAAAACGAUAUUAUAUAAUGAUAAUUCAAUGAUAAAUUAUAUUUUGAUUAUUCGUAUAGAAUAGAUUUGAACGUUUCAUCGUAGCAUCGAAUUAAUAAUUUAUUUGAGAGAUAUAUCGUCGUACACUUUUUUAGAUCGAACAUCUUUUUUUUUUGUUUUCCAUUUUUUUUUUCUCUCUUUUUCUUCAUUUUAUUUUUCUUUCUGAAAAUAAAGCCUAUCGUUUGCGCGACAAAACAUAUCACUCGGUAUAGAUAUUUAUUACGAGUUUUCAUAUAAAUAUUAAUGCAUUAUGUGUGAUUAAUCUGUGAUAGCAGAAAGAAAAUACAAUUAUACGCAACUUUAUUUUAUACUAUUAUUACAUUUCUCGAUAUUUUAAUAAAUAUAUUUUAUGCUUUCA